AUGGACUUGUUACUAGAUGGAGUUCGAAACUCACAGGACCCUCGAUUAUCGCCUCUACCGCCUGCUCUGCUGGCAACCGUGGACAGCUCGCCGACGCACUAUCUCAAUGGCAGUGUUGCAACUGCGACUGCGGCUGGCAGAGCAUCGAUAAUAAUCCUCUGUGUCCUUCCUGUCAGAUCCCCCGUUGCACAAGCUGUAUCUACUGCUAAGAUCCAAGACAUCAGCCCCAGGACGACCUUGGCCCUGGUGUCUUAUCUUUCGCUUCUUGCAGACUGGUUCAGCUUGUAUUACUAG
This is a messenger RNA of Fusarium proliferatum ET1, 294 nucleotides long. RefSeq lists its product as uncharacterized. The record is from RefSeq and is a predicted model, not a curated record. The transcript has 3 exons. Bases 1 to 294 code for a protein of 97 amino acids. NCBI's taxonomy places the organism in Eukaryota, Fungi, Ascomycota, Sordariomycetes, Hypocreales, Nectriaceae.